Cornus florida is the source of this 1972-nucleotide messenger RNA. RefSeq lists its product as uncharacterized. The record is from RefSeq and is a predicted model, not a curated record. Bases 215 to 1840 code for a protein of 541 amino acids. NCBI's taxonomy places the organism in Eukaryota, Viridiplantae, Streptophyta, Magnoliopsida, Cornales, Cornaceae. The transcript has 5 exons. Gene Ontology annotation, biological process: protein transport.
CAGUACUACGAAAUUGUCUUCAACAUGUGAUGAAAAUUCAUCAAUACUCAAUAGUACCUGUCAGACAGCUAACAAAUAUAUUACGGAGUAUAUAAAUAAGAGUAAAUUCAGUUGCGUACUUGAACUCGUGUGUGGCAGGCAGGCAGGCAGGCAAUUGGGAGCAUCUUCAGAAAUUCCUUGUAUAUUUCUCUAAUAGCUUAACAGUAAAGCAAACAUGGGUAAGAAACUGGAUGCUCUGCUCGGAAGAAACCUCAAGACAUCAAAAUUCAAGCCACUGGCAAAGCUUGCCAUCUCCCGGGUUGCCAUACUCAAGAAUCAGCGCCAUGUCCGGUACUCCCAGGCACAGUCUGAUGUUAUCCAGCUCCUCAACCUUGGUCACCAAGAACGUGCCCUCCAUCGUGUUGAAUAUGUGAUCAAGGAGCAGAACAUGUUGGACGUUUUUGUUAUGAUAGAAAACUACUGUCAUCUGCUGAUAGAGAGGGUUGAGCUCAUUCAAAACAACAGGGAAUGCCCUGAUGAGCUCAAAGAGGCUAUAUCAAGCUUGAUAUUUGCAGCUUCAAGAUGUGGUGAAUUCCCAGAGCUCCAACAGAUCCGUGAGAUUUCCACAUCAAGAUUUGGGAAAGAAUUUACUGCUCAGGCUGUUGAAUUAAGAAACAACUGUAGAGUAAAUCCUAAGAUGAUACAGAUGCUUGCAACUCGACAAGAAAGCUUGGGAAGCAGAAAAAACGUGCUAAAGAAAAACGUGCUAAAGAAAAUUGCUUCUGAUAAUGGAAUCAUUCUCUAUCUUGAAGAUGACACUUCUAUGGAGGAGAAACAGGAUGUCAACCAGGAAAAGCAACAUCCUGAGCUUGGAGUUGAUGCCCAACAUUUGCCUGAAGAGAUGAAACGGGGCGAGGAAUUAUCUGACUCGAUGAAAGCAAGAAAGAAGUACAGGGAUGUAGCUGCUGCAGCUCAUGAGGCUUUUGAAUCGGCAGCUUAUGCAGCAGCAGCUGCAAGAGCUGCUGUGGAACUAUCUCGAGCUGAGUCAUGGGAUGAGCAUCCCGAUGAUCAUUCCAGUUCCAAACAUCAACAAGGAAAAUUAUUUGAUCCUAGUCGGUCAUCAAAAUCAAAUUUUCAACUUGACAUGGAUACAGCUUCAGAAGAUGUCAAGCACUCAGAAAGAGGAUUGGGUUUUAACAAGAUCCAUCCCGUUGACAGCUUCAGCUCUGAAUCAGAGAGUGAAGAAAUGGAAGAAAAAAGCUAUAGAAAUCAUCUCAAAGAGUUAGAAAGGAGCAAAAAGAAAGCAGUACUAGAGAAGACUUUGUCUGCUUCAAGUCUGAGUUCAGACGAGAAUGAUUGGAGUAACAGAAAGAAGUCUUUGAUACAUGACAUGGAUGAGCCACUGAGCAAGGAAAUAGCGUUUGAUGAAAGUGAUGAUGAUGAGGUUGGGGAGAAUCAGGACAAGAUAGCAUGGUUGAAUCUCUACGACUGGGGUUCUGAUAAAAAGUCUAACUCGCCUAUAAAUGAAUUCCCAAACGCCAGACAGCAUAAUGCAGUUAAAGAAGAAACCAUCUCAUAUAAGAAGGGAUAUAUGCUUCACAGCCAAUCUCCAAAAUGGAUGCCACUAAAAUCUCAAGCUGAUAAUGCAGUUGCAGAAGAAAACGUUUCAAAUAAGAAGACAUAUAUGCUUCACAGCCAAUCUCCAAAAUGGAUUUCACUAAAAUCUCAAGCUGAUCCCAUGAUAUAUUCAGUGGAGGGAAGAUCUAAUUUGGGAAGUAAACAUCACUUGAAUGCUGAAAAGCAUUUGUAUUUACAGCAACCAGGCAGGCACACGAAACCAGUUUCAAUGAGGACUAGAUAAUCAUACAGAGAUUGGAGUACAUGAGAGUUUUGUUUAUUUAUUUAUUGAUUUAUUUAUUUAGUUGGUAUUCAUGAGUAUUAUUAAGAGAUGUACAGUUGAAUAAAGCUUCUGAGGAUAUGCAUUGGAGAAUGA